Messenger RNA from Olea europaea var. sylvestris, 519 nucleotides. RefSeq lists its product as uncharacterized. NCBI's taxonomy places the organism in Eukaryota, Viridiplantae, Streptophyta, Magnoliopsida, Lamiales, Oleaceae. Bases 1 to 519 code for a protein of 172 amino acids. The transcript is spliced from 3 exons. The record is from RefSeq and is a predicted model, not a curated record.
AUGAAUCAUGCAGUCAUUGUUUUGGUCCCCAAGGCAAAUCACUCUGCAUCCGUUGGUGACUAUAGGCCGAUCUCAUGUUGUAAUGUGUUCUACAAAGUUAUUGCUAAAAUCAUUACAUCUCGGUUGGGGCCUAUUCUUGGAUCAAUUGUCAAUCAAGCUCAAGGUGUAUUUGUGGAAGAUCUUAAGAAGGCGUAUGAUUCGGUCAAUUGGGAAUUUCUCAAGAUUGUGUUACACGGCUUUGGAUUUCCUAUGAAGUUUAUUGGUUGGGGUGAUGGAAUGUAUAUCUACUCCUUCGUAUUUGAUUGUACUCAAUGGAAGCUUUCAUGGAUUUUUUUAAAGGGAAAAAGGGUCUUCAUCAAGGGAGCUAUGGAGAAUAGCGAGUUCAAUUAUCAUCCCAAAUGUGGCCCUUUAAAGAUUACACAUUUGGUAUUUGCGAAUGAUUUGAUGCUCUUUGCUGGAGGUGAUCCAAUUUCAGUUGGUAUCUUGAUGGAUUGUUUGUCUAAGUUUGGAGACAUAUAG